Molecule: messenger RNA, 902 nt
Organism: Verruconis gallopava
Lineage: Eukaryota; Fungi; Ascomycota; Dothideomycetes; Venturiales; Sympoventuriaceae
Exons: 3
Coding region: 53-763 (236 amino acids)
Cellular component (GO): CHRAC; nucleus
Molecular function (GO): protein heterodimerization activity
Source: RefSeq, a predicted model, not a curated record
CAUUUAUCUACAAGCCUGCGCGAACGCGACAACGCAGAUAUCACGAUUCGACAUGCCGUACAACAACACUCCUAUAGCGCCACCCAAAGAGUAUACCGGCUCGGUCUCUCUGCCUUUGGCGCGAGUCAAGAAGAUCAUUCACGCAGACGAUGACAUACAAUCAUGUUCAAAUAAUGCCGCGUUUGUGAUAACUAUUGCAACCGAGAUGUUUAUUCAGCAUCUAGUAGAGCGAACGUUCGAGAUCAUCAAAGCCGAGAAGCGGCCAAGAAGGAACGUUCAGUACGGCGAUGUUGCGAACGCUGUAGCUCGGCUCGAUAACCUCGAGUUCCUCUCAGACGUAGUUCCGCGCACAACUACGUUCGCGAAGUACACGGAACGGAGGAAGAAGCAAGCGGAAGCCGAAGCACGCGCCGCAGCAGAGCCACCACGUGAACAUCGCUCACCUAUCCAGCAGUUUGCGAAUUCCCCCAGCGCUACAGGACCGUCUGUACCAGGUCAUGCAAGGGCUCCUUCUGGUGGUGCACCAGCCCCAUAUACGAAUGGCAGUCAUCACUCACCCAGCAACAGUUUCCAUGGACCAGGCGGACGCUCGGUAAAUCUACUCGACGAUGACGAUGCUAUGGAAGUUGAUCAUUCGACGGGUAGAACAGCCCAUCCACCGGUACCAACAACGAUGGAGUUGCUGGAGAGGGCAAGAGCCGCACAAGCGCGGGCCGAGUCAGGCUUGAGCCAUUCUCCUAGUCUUCCACCAGGUGGAUCAUAGCAUGGAUUUGAAGCCUCUCAUGAUCAAGAAAUGUAACUGUGUAUCAAUCAAGAAAAUUUCGAGCACUUGGCAUGAAUUUGGAACUGGAGAAUAUGCAAAGAGUUCUCACACCUAAUUGCCAUCAUGUGUACUGUUCUAC